CGAUUCAUAUUGAGAGUGUGAGCGAGUAUUUGUGCAUUUGGUGUUGCGAAGGAGACAGAAGAAAAACGAGAAGAACGCCAUUUCCUCAGAUCGAUAACCCUAAUCAUGUUCCGGAGAUUCCUCUCUCCUUCCAAUCUCAAAUCCCUACACACGGCGCUCUCACCUUCUCGUCCCCGAUUCGCCGCCCCUCUCCUCACCCGCCACGUCACUGCUCAAUCAGGAACUUCUUCCGUCAGAAAGAGGGUCGAAGAUGUCCUGCCAAUUGCUACCGGCCACGAGCGUGAGGAGAUUCAGGCCAGCCUCGAGGGAAGGGAUAUUCUUGAAAUCAACCAUCCUGAAGGUCCUUUCGGCACAAAGGAAGCACCUGCUAUUGUUAAAUCUUACUAUGACAGAAGGAUAGUUGGAUGCCCAGGAGGUGAAGGUGAAGAUGAGCAUGAUGUUGUAUGGUUUUGGCUUGAGAAUGGCAAACCUCAUGAAUGUCCAGUGUGCACACAGUACUUUGAGCUCAAAGUGGUCGGACCUGGUGGUGAUCCUUAUGGACAUGGCGAUCAUCAUUGAUUUCAUCCCGCAAUUUUCUUUCAGAAAUAAAAUUUUCAAAGAGAAGAGAGACAAUUUCACCUCUCAAAAUUACGAGGCCUCGUUUUGAUUGGUCUAUACCUUGCAGUUUUGCGAGUUUAGAAUAGAAUUUUCCUGUCAGUAUUUAUUAGACAUGCUGGUCAUUCGAUUGAGCUAUCAAAUCCCGCAAGGAUGUUCUUUUGGCUCUGCCAAAUAAUUGAUAGCAACACUGAUUCUUUGUCGAUUCUUCAAUAUGUAGAGCCUUCAACUAUUUUUAGCACCCCUAAACCACGAAAGGGAGUAAGGAACUACAAAUUUGAUCGAAUUGAAUAAUUUUUUGGCAAUGCAGAUGGAGACAACUCAAGUUUUUUUCUUA
Molecule: messenger RNA, 931 nt
Organism: Vigna unguiculata (cowpea)
Lineage: Eukaryota; Viridiplantae; Streptophyta; Magnoliopsida; Fabales; Fabaceae
Product: cytochrome c oxidase subunit 5b-2, mitochondrial-like
Biological process (GO): mitochondrial electron transport, cytochrome c to oxygen
Cellular component (GO): mitochondrial envelope; respiratory chain complex IV
Source: RefSeq, a predicted model, not a curated record